Molecule: messenger RNA, 501 nt
Organism: Spodoptera littoralis (African cotton leafworm)
Lineage: Eukaryota; Metazoa; Arthropoda; Insecta; Lepidoptera; Noctuidae
Source: the annotation of a GenBank genome assembly
AUGUUUGCAUCAUUUGACGUUGUACGUUGGCUUGGUUUGGUAUUUCUAAAGUUUAUUCAAUUAUAUUUACGCCUUCUUUUCGGUGUAAGGGUGAGCAGCGGCCCAUUCAAUAGCCCUGGCGAUGUAGUCGGGGAUGGGGACGGGGGCGGGAGGAGUGGGGAGAAAAUCAGCCUGGGGCUGGUAUCCGAACUCGUUGGCAACGUAGCUCAAGCUGUAUACUUUGCCCUCAGGGGAUUUGUAAGAGCUGGAGCCAGUAACCUCAAGAGCGGCCUCGUCCUUUCCUACAGCCUUCACUGCGCCGGAAGCCUGGCCAGAGAUACCGUUGUCGGUUUCGUAGACAUACUGGAAGUCACCGUUGGGGCUCUGAGCGUAGUCGCUACGGAGGACCUGGGCGACCGGCUCGGAGGCCAGGGCGCAUGCGAAGAUGCAGACGGCAACGAUGAAGGUUUUCAUUUUGAUGUUGCUUAUUCGAACUACUGGUUCAAUCUAAUGCUGGAGUAA